Molecule: messenger RNA, 672 nt
Organism: Vollenhovia emeryi
Lineage: Eukaryota; Metazoa; Arthropoda; Insecta; Hymenoptera; Formicidae
Exons: 1
Coding region: 1-672 (223 amino acids)
Molecular function (GO): nucleic acid binding
Source: RefSeq, a predicted model, not a curated record
AUGUAUCGCGGAUUAAUAGUCGAUUCAGUACCUCUCAGGCUUGCGAUGAGCAAUUUGCAGCAAUGGUUGGCAUCGCUCGGCAAACCAUGUUAUAUCGCUACCCAUAAUCUCAGUUUUGAUGGACCGAGGCUUUUCAAUGCUAUCGUUACUUGUUCUUUGCAUGACGAUUUUCGAGACGUUGUCUGUGGUUUUAUAGACACUCUUAUCGUGAUCAGAAGGCUUACUGGUAGAAAACGUAAAGGCGAAUGUACCAUCGCUGGUUUAGCACAAUGGCAAGGAAUUUUGACUGCUGGUAUUCACAAUGCAGAAAACGAUGUAAAUAUACUUCAAAAAAUUCUCUGCUCAGCAAAAAUAACUUGUAAAAAUCUUGUCGAAAGUGCAAAGUCGUGGGAAGAACAAACUCAUAUAUGGAGUAAGGAGGAACGCACCAGACAUUUUCUAAACGAUUUAAUCCCAUUAAAAAAUGUAAUUGGCGAAACUAUUCGUAAAAAAAUGGCCUACGCCUCAAUAAAUAUUAAUUCUUUACAGAAUGUAUUUCGUGAAGCAGGGGCAGCUGGUAUUGUCCAGCUUCUCAGUUGUAAAAUGAAUGGAAGGCCGAUAGUAACUAGUCACAAAUCCUCGUUAGAAAAAAUUACGAAAUGGUUACAAGAAAGUAUGAUUGAAAAAAAGUAA